Molecule: messenger RNA, 652 nt
Organism: Phytomonas sp. EM1
Lineage: Eukaryota; Euglenozoa; Kinetoplastea; Trypanosomatida; Trypanosomatidae
Source: the annotation of a GenBank genome assembly
GGGGUUCACUUGUUUCACAUAUUGGGCGGUGCGUGAUAGAUAGUGUGUGGGGUACCCCUUUGGUGUUUAUUGCUCUCAUAAUUAACAUUUCAAUUGCUGUCAAAGUUAAAAUAAAGGUGAACAACACGAAGGAUAACAAGAAUGGGAGGUAAAGCAAAGCCCACGAAGCAUACUGCAGCCGAAACGCGUCGCAAGGAGCAAUUGGCAAACACAAACAUGGGUGGCGGGUCGGUUGGAUUACGAGAUCGUAUGGGUGGCCAGGCAGGCCAUUCUAGGUUUAUUUGCAAGAUAUGUAUGUUGCAGGCCCCUGACCUCAAGUCCAUGGGCCUGCACUACGAAUCUAGGCAUCCUGAUGUAGAGUUCCUUGAGAGCGAUUUUGAAGAUCUCCAUAAAAAGCACGGUGGAACCACAAAGGGAGUGGCGAUUCACGGUAGCUUGAAGAAGGCACGAAACACUAAAAAUGCAUCUUAAUGGGGCUGAGGGAGAGCUUGAUAAAGGCUAAAAGGGCAAUACUGGAAAUUAAUGUCGUAAUAUAAAUUCUAUGUCCCAUUGUACACGCUUCGUAAAGACCCCCUCCACUCUUUUUCAUUCUUGGGUGUGACCUUUUGUGAUGUUAAUUCUUUCAUCAUAUCAGGGAAUGACACAGAAGAAU